AUGGUGUCCGCGUUCGAGGCUCAGCAGAUCUAUAAAUCGGCCAUUCAUUUUGACGGCCUGAAUAUAGCCAACUGGUCGAGAGAUAUCUUCGAGGCCUGGAAUAAAGGUGGCAUUACCGGAGUUUCGUGCACGUGCGGGUUAUGGGAGGGUUUCAGAGAGUCCAUUGCCAAUGUUGUGCAGUGGAAAAAAUGGUUUGAGCAGCACUCCGACCUGAUCGUUCAGGCUCACACAGUGGCAGACAUACGGCAGGCCAAACGCGAUGGCAAGACGGCUGUUUUGCUCUCUUGGCAGAAUACGGCUGGGAUUGAAGACAAACUGGACUAUCUACGCGUGUUUCGUGACCUCGGCGUGCGCAAGAUGCAGCUCACGUACAACACACAGAACUACUCAGGGGCCGGUUAUACCGAGUUAAACGACUCCGGCCUGACUGGAUUUGGACGCGAAGUUGUUGACGAGAUGAGCAAACUCGGAAUUGUGCUUGACCUGAGCCAUGUAGGCCCCAAAACCAGCGAGGACGCCAUUAAUUAUGCCAGCAAGCCGCCGUGUUUCUCACACGUGUUACCCGGGGGGCUCAAGGAUCACCCUCGGAAUAAGUCCGACCAUCUCAUCAAGCUUAUUGGAUCAAAGGGUGGUUUUGUUGGUCUUUCACAGUUUGGACCACACAUGGCCAAAGGCAAUGAUAGUACUAUCGAUGACUACGUUGCUGCGCUGGAUUAUGUUAUUGGGUUGAUUGGAGAAGAUUUAGUUGGUAUUGGAUCUGAUUCAAGUGAGGGCCAUGGCCGACCGAGUGAGUUUAUGGCUUGGUGUAACAAGGACAAGGGAUAUGCUCGCAGUUUGACUCCAUGGGGAAGUCAGCAGGUCGUCAAGCCUCUAGGUCCACUGGCAGAGCGCGAAAAGCUAGCCGAAGCCAUGGCUAGAGCAGGCUGGUCUGAAGAGAAAAUGCGCAAAGUUCUUGGGGAGAACUGGUUGAACUACCUGGAAAGGAUUUUUGGUCAAUGA
Molecule: messenger RNA, 999 nt
Organism: Talaromyces atroroseus
Lineage: Eukaryota; Fungi; Ascomycota; Eurotiomycetes; Eurotiales; Trichocomaceae
Exons: 1
Coding region: 1-999 (332 amino acids)
Biological process (GO): proteolysis
Molecular function (GO): metallodipeptidase activity
Source: RefSeq, a predicted model, not a curated record